Trichogramma pretiosum is the source of this 4198-nucleotide messenger RNA. RefSeq names its product MTSS1-like protein. Gene Ontology annotation, biological process: plasma membrane organization; cell projection assembly. Lineage: Eukaryota; Metazoa; Arthropoda; Insecta; Hymenoptera; Trichogrammatidae. Bases 1461 to 4172 code for a protein of 903 amino acids. Gene Ontology annotation, molecular function: actin binding; phospholipid binding. The record is from RefSeq and is a predicted model, not a curated record. The transcript is spliced from 13 exons. Gene Ontology annotation, cellular component: cytoplasmic side of plasma membrane; actin cytoskeleton.
CAAGAGAGAGAAAGAGAGACUGCAUGUGCGCCUUUGCUGCUUUUUCUCUCUGUCUCUCCGCUUUCGCAGUAUACAUAGGUAGUAACUAGUAGUAGUAUUGGUAUAUAGUUGUGUGUAUAUCCGAAGGGGACUCGCGCGAGCGAUAUAGUAGCAGCAGCACGCCGCAGUUCAGUGUUCUCGCGCGAGCGCAACUUGGAGCGCCCGUGUACACACACACACGUAUAUAGCUUUGUAUAGUACUACUAUACCACUAUAUUUUGACCAUCACUGCUCUGUGCUGCUGCUGUUGCACAGGAUAUACAAAGCCACACACGCGCGCAGCGCAAAUUUUUUUAUCGUAAUAAUAACCGCGAGGCGUCUGUUCUUCUGCUAUCUAUAUAAACUCGGACAGUGCGCGAGAUGAGUACAAGCAGUUUAUUAUAGCAGUUGCCAUAAUACAUUAAACUGCCUGCGACUGCCUGCCUGCCGCGCUGCUGCUGUGGAAAUCAUCAUCUUAUACUCGUGCGUGGCUAUCCGAGAGUGUGUUGCUGCUGCUCCGUUUUUGUUUUUUGUUUUCAUUUGUUGACGAUCGCGCGUCUCUUUGUGUGUGUGUUUAUACGUGCGUUGUACAGCUACAAAAUCGGAGUUGUUACUGUGUGUAACGAUAUUCUAUAUAUAUCGUGUUGUAGUGCAGCUGUAUCGUUAUUUUAUACACCUGCUGCAGUGGUCAUUGAGCAGAAGUGUCCAGUGUCUUUCUCUCUCUCUCGAGUUUGUGCGUGCUUGUGUGUUGGUGACUAGUGUCGAUAUUGUUGCAGAACGAUGAUGGCACGAUAGACAGCAGCCUAUUUUAACGCGUAACCGGCCCAUCGACAGUUUACGCGAAAAACGAGGGAUUAUUUUUGUUGUCAUGUGCCUGCCUGCAGUGCUCCGAAGACUGACUUAUAGCUCUGUACAAUAACAAGAAGACGAUCAGCUCUAUAGCGCAUCGAUGCACGUAUAGGCCGCACAUCUGCACAUGCAGCGCAACGAUAAUCAUGACAACGACGGCGACGGCGACGAUGCUGAUGCUGACUGCGGCGACCGUUCAGCUGCCACUGCUCGAGUGCUCGACGAUGCACCAACGCUGCUGCACAGUAGCUCUUUUAGCGUGAUAAUAAAAUAGUGCGGAUCGCGAUUGCACGAAGACGACGACGACGACGACGACGGAAACCGCGUCGAGUGUGUGCUGCCCGCAGGUGACGGAAGUGCCUCGAAAUAGACCAUAAUAAAGCAUUUCGAAAAAAAAGAUAAAUAGAGAGAAAGAGACGACGGCAUAUACUACAGUCGACCGCACGCGCGUGUGUACAUAUAUUAUCUCUCUCCGUGGUGUGCGAAUCUCACGUACGCACACACAAACACACACGGGGAUAUAAUCAUCAUCUCUCCAAAGACGACGACGACUACGGAGUCUCGGGACUUUUGUUGUGGGAGUCGCGCUAGACAUGCUGGCGGCCGCCGCUGGCGCGACUAUUAGGGCCUCCUCCGCUGCUGCUGCUGCUACUACGACCAUUGCGAGCUCCAAUACCGCUACUAGCGUUGCUGCCGCUGCAGCUGCCGCCGCUUUAGCCGCCGCCGCUGCACCGUCGUCAUCGACGGCGACCACGACGUCGACGUCGACCUCGGCCAUCCUCGGAGCGGCUCUGCUCGAUCCCGUCAACAUGGACGCGACCAUCGAGAGGGAAUGCUCCGCGCUGGGAUGCCUGUUCCAGCAGAUCAUUCAGGACAUGAAGAAUGGAGCACCUCUGUGGGAAGACCUCAUCUCCAAAGCUACGAAGCUGCACUCUUGUCUCAAAACUGCCAUAGUCGCUAUUUCCGCAUACCUCGAGGCCUUUCAAAAGAUCGCCGAUGCCGCCACCAACGCCAGAGGUGCCACGCGAGAAAUCGGCACCGCUCUCACAAGGAUAUGCCUCAGACACAAGGCCGUGGAGACCAGAGUGAAGUCGUUCACCUGCGCCAUCAUGGACUGCCUCGUCGUUCCGCUGCAGGAAAAGCUCGAGGACUGGAAGAAAUCGCUCGUUUAUCUCGACAAAGAGCACGCCAAGGAGUACAAAAAAGCCAGAUCCGAGCUGAAGAAAAAGUCGAGCGACACGCUGCGCUUGCAGAAGAAGAACAAAGCUCGCAAGGGCUUGCAGCCGCAGCAGAUAUAUGGCACGCUGCCACACGGCAUCGGCCACGCCAACAGCGGUGGCGGUGGCGCGUCGGCGGCCGCGGCCCACCUCUACCACGGCACCAACGCCAACGCCAACAACGCCAACGAUCCGGAAUACGGCAGAUUGCUCGAGUCCUCGGCCGCCGGCGUGCAAGAAAAGCGACAGACGCUCGAGGAGACCGAGAGAAAGGCCGUGAGGAUGGCUCUUCUCGAGGAGCGCGGCAGAUUUUGUCAAUUUGCCAAAUGCCUAAAGCCCGUGCUCGACGAAGAGAUCGCCAUGCUCAUGGAGAUGACGCAUCUGCAAGAGGUCGCGGAUCAGCUCGAGAAGCACACGGCAUCGCCGCAACAACUGCCACCGGCCUCCGAGCAGGUGAUCAUCGACCUGAAGGGCCGCGACUCGAGCCAGUGGUCGAUGGCGACGCCACCCUCGAGUCCGUCGCUCUCGCUCGGCUCGCGCAAGAGCUCGGUCUGCUCGAUAAGCUCGCUCACCAGCAGCAGCAGCGGCUCGUGCAAAAGUCAUCCGAGUCCGUCGGCGGGUCACCCGUCCUCGGCUUGGCACAGAUCCACCGCGCAGCAGAGUCUACGCACGACUGCAAUGUUGAAUCAUAAAAAAGAGAAUCGCAGAUCGUUAGAUGACAUUAAUCCUUUCAGUGACAGAUUAGACCUUGAUUCACGUAGUAGUAGAGCUUCCAUAUUCAGUAGUCAAAGAAACAUGACCAUGAAAACACUGACAAAUUUACCGGACACUAAAGCAAAACUUCUAGAAGAACUGCGUGGCAUAACGAGGAAGAUGAAGCCGGCCAAUGGUAUGGUAACGUUGCGUUACCAUCGCGCUAUCAACAGUGGAUCGCGUGAUUCUGGAUUCACGUCGCUUCAGGAUACGUAUCUCCAACCGACGUACAAAAAACAGAUCUCGUGCCCGCUGCCACAGUCAGACAACAGAUCUUCCACAUCAACGACAUGGUCUGAUGUACAGGCAGAUUGCGUGAACGUUCAAAAUCUGGGAGAUGACCCCAAUGCUGCUAACGAAAGGCCUCAUACUAUUUCCACAGCAUACGAGAAGGGUCAUCAAAGGCCAGCUCUAAGCGCGUACACGUUCCAAUCACCGGAGCAAAGUAACAGCAGCAGUCAGCCGGCCUCUCCAGUUUCGGGAUCUGGUACGGCGAACGCUCUGCCGCAGAACGCCGGAAAAUUGCAGCCGCAGCAACAAAGGAAAAACAGCAGCGGCAGUAUAGGUCGCGAGCGGCCGCCAAUCCCGAAUAGGUGUUCCAGUUUGGAGAGGCCUGCCGUGCCAGCGCGAAUCGAUUCGAUGCCAGAUAGCAGCAGCGCGACGACCGCAGCAGCGCCGACGACGACGACGACGACGGCGACGGCGGCGGCGACAGCCACGCUGCUGCAGCGACCCACUAUUGCGUCUGGCUUCGUCAAUACCGAUAGUCCCAUCAAAUCGAGAGCCAAAUUGCCAAUACCCGCUGGCAUACCCGCCCAUCUGGCCAGAGAAAUAGCGUCUCACCAGCCUCACCUGUUCCAACAACCCAUGUACGUUAAUAUGCACGAGUUGGCUAGUUUGGCGGCGAGCCGAGCACAGGAAAUGCACACCCCACCCGUGGCAGCGGCGGCAGGUGCAGCAGCUGCUAAUGACGCAUCGAAUAAUGCCAUCAACGUUACCGAAUCUAAUAGGAUUUACGGCACAACGACGAGAAACAUUUCGUCGUUAGCAACUGUGCCCAACGAAAACAUCAACAACAACAACGAGCAGCGAUCUCUCGGCAUUGGCGGUGUGACGCAGCGAAGAAACUCGCUUCAGCAGCAGAGCACCGGCAACAACAGCAGGCCGUCACCGCCCACGCGACGAGUGUCGGCGGGAGUCGUGGAGAAUCACGACGAUCGACCGUUGCAGCAUCACGGCGAUGAUCUCGAUAACUUGCCACCGCCGCCGGCUUUUCUGCUCGAGGGCAGCUCACCGCCGAAUGCUACUGGCAGCCCAGCCAUGCAACGGCGGUAAGAGAUCAAUUCACUUGAAUCCGGAGA